AUGGUAUAGACUAGGUAUUUCAUUCUACAAGUGGAAUUGAGAACAUGACACUCAUCGAUAGUGAAAAUCAUAUAACUAGGUAGAUUCAGAUUUCCUGAAAAACAAUGAUAACCUUACAAUGAGUAAUUACAGUUUUGUUUAAAUUUUUGUGUGGCUUUUGGUGACUUUUUUUUGUGUACGCUAGUUGUGCCAUUCCCAGUCACAAGCACGGGCAUAUCAACUCUCAUCCAAUGUAAACAUCACCAAUAUCGCAUCUCUCACAUUUUAUUAUACUUUUAUUCAUCGCAAAUCGCCAGAGAAUGGAAUGUGAUUUGUCACCCGAAGAAAAAGUUUGUGCUUUAAAAGCAUGCGGUAUUCUUCAAAACAACAGUGUGCAGGAUAACUUACAUUUCCAUGUCUGUAAACAAUCUGAUACAUUGACCCUUCGAGCAAACUGGACUACUGUUGCUGAAGUUGAUCAUUUUUUAAAAUACAUGAAUGAUACAUGUCAUAUAACAUGGCGUGUAUUAAGAACAUCCCCCAAAGAUAUGUCCGCAGGAACAAGAAAUAUAUUCUACACACAAUAUAGAUGUCAAAGCUCGAAUAUGCGAGUCAGAAGUGAUACCAAAAAGCCGCACUCGAAGCAUACAAAUUGUCAGGCUAGAAUGCAAAUCACCGUGAAAAGAAUUGGCCAUAGGUGCAGGUCCAAAGAUCACCACCUUCCAAAGUUCCCAACUAUUAUCAAAUUUCUUUCAACGCAUAAUCAUGCAUUUCAAUGUGCUGAUCAUUUAAAAUACAAGGAUGUGUCCGAUGAAAUUUGUGCAAAGUUUAUUGCGUUAUUUGAAAAUGGUCAUAGUCCAAUGUCUGCUCUUGAUACUCAUAAAGAGGAUUUGUUUGCAGAAUACGGCGAUGAGGAAUAUUUUAUUCACAUUUCUGAUCGUUCUGAAUGCCCAGAUCUGCAAUGGUGUUAUCGAUUAUAUAAUUCAAUUCGGACUUCAGUGUCUGGCAUGUAUUGUGAUGAUGCUGAAAAAGAGAGCUCACUAUUAUGCACUCAUUUACCAGAAAUUCAGAAAAAUUAUGCCGAAUAUAUUGAAUUUAGUCUUUAUGAACAGAAACCAGUUGUUGCAAUUGUAACUCCUUUUAUGAAAAGAAUUCACCAGAAGUGGCCGUACAGUGCUGAGCUUGCGUUUGUUGAUUCAACUGAGAAUUUUGACAGACAACAAUACAGAGUAUUCGUUUUACUUACUCACAGCUUUAUUGGUGCACUGCCUCUUGGAAUUAUUGUAACUACUACAGAGAAAGCUGAUGCUGUGUCCUUGGGUAUCAACAUGAUGAAAAAAUUGAUCGGACAAGGUGCCUUUUUUGGAAGUGAACAAGGUCCAAAAAUUAUCAUAGCUGGUCACUCUUCAUCAGAACGAAAUGGUUUACGCUGCGCUUUUCCUCAGGCCAAUGUAUUGCUGUGCAUUUUCCUUAUAUUACGAAGUGUUUGGAGAUUCUUAUAUAAAAGUGAAAAUGGUGUUCAAAAAAAUGAUAAAAAUGAAAUUUAUCAUUUAUUCAAGGCCCUCGUAUAUGCAAAUGAUGAAGGUGAGCUGCAAAAGAAGUACAUGCUGAUGGUACAAAAUCACACUAUGAAUAAAUACCCUGAGGUGGGACGAUAUUUCAGUGAUUAUUGGAAUAUUCGUGAAGAAUGGGCUCUGUGCUUUUGGAAAGAUGGUGUAGUCCGAGUAAAUGAUACAAACAGUUAUGCCGAAUCAGCCAUGCGUAUACUCAAGGAAAAAAUUUUUCAUCGGAAACGAGCAUUUAAUGUCAUUCAGUUGAUCGAUUUUAUCUUAACGAGGUUAGACAAUUACUACAAACGAAAAAUGAUUGAUUUUGCCUCUGGAAAAAAUGUAUGUACUCAGACACACUACAAAAUUGACCCGAAAAAACUACUUGAUCUUGAUUACCGCACCAUUUCUGAGAAUGUGCACGUUGUGAUUAAUUCCAAGAAGAAUACAGCCUACACUGUUGAUUCCAGUAUUGGGAUAUGUACCUGCUACAUGGGAAUAAAUGGCGCUCCCUGUAAACACCAGAGCUUUGUCUUAACCAAGUUGAAGCGUAAUAGUGAUAAUUCUUAUCUUGGCGCUGAAAAUGAGGAGCAGAGGCUUGCAUUGCAAGCAUUAGCUACAGGAACAACUGCGAAUGUACCUCCUGGCUGGUAUUUACCUACAACUAAUGAUGGUCGCAUCAAAAACGAUCAAAUUGUACCUACUGCUGCCGAUUCUACUUCAACUGAUUUGAAUUUCUGUGCAUCAAAUUCAACAUCACAAACUGGUAGCAUUGAAAUUAUUGAAGAACCUUGCAAUUCUGCUCAACUUGAUGUGAUUGAUACAAAUGCUGAUGUUUCUAUUCCUGGAGAUUUCCUUGAGAAGAAACUGGAAACUUUUGAGAUGAGAAUUCGACAAGUAUGCCAGACAAAAAGUGGCUACGUGGCCACUCAGAAUUUUUUUAAACACUUCGAAAAACUUAGCACAGAUGCCUCGAUUGAAUCAGCAUUCGAUCAGUUUGCAAAACAAAUACGUAAGAAUAAAAGAGGAGCGAUCCAUGUGCAGUCUACUUCAAUUGCUAGAAGGAAAUCACGUGUAGGUGGUGUAGGUAGAGUACGGAGUGGAAGACCCUUGAAAAGAUCAUACAAUCACGGAUGUGGUGAACACCAAUAUGCAAAAACCAACGCAAAACGGAACAAAGCACCGCAUUGACUUUCAUUACUGUGUUACAGAGAACAUAGCUCUUGGCACUUGAUUUGCUUUUACGUUUAUUCUAAUUUGUACCUAAUCUAAUUAUUUUGUUUGCUGUUUAGUGAAGUUUCUUUUGUUAUUUUCAAGUUCACCAUUUUUUAUAGAUACUUACCCACUAAUUAUACUUGAAAAGUUGGAAAAAAUACAGUUGCAAAUGCC
This is a messenger RNA of Planococcus citri (citrus mealybug), 2915 nucleotides long. RefSeq lists its product as uncharacterized. The coding region runs from base 300 to 2717 and encodes 805 amino acids. The record is from RefSeq and is a predicted model, not a curated record. The transcript is spliced from 4 exons. Gene Ontology annotation, molecular function: zinc ion binding. NCBI's taxonomy places the organism in Eukaryota, Metazoa, Arthropoda, Insecta, Hemiptera, Pseudococcidae.